GCAGAGCGCCGGUUCGACUUCCGGUAAAGAUGGCGGCCUCCAGAGGCUGUUGGACGCCGCCGCUCUCUCUGUGGAGCCUGGGGAUUGUUUUGGGUCUUCUCGCCGGCCGGGACACUUCUGAGACGGAAGGAGUGCAGACUCGAGUAAAGCAGUUUUUCAGAAGUGGCCACACGAAUAAUUGGGCUGUGCUGGUGUGUACAUCCAGAUUCUGGUUCAACUAUCGUCAUGUUGCCAAUACGCUGUCAAUUUAUAGAAGUGUCAAAAGGCUCGGAAUCCCAGACAGCCAUAUUGUGUUGAUGCUUGCCGAUGACAUGGCAUGUAACCCAAGAAACCUUAAACCUGCCACCAUCUUCAGCCACAAGAACAUGGAGCUGAAUGUCUAUGGAGACAAUGUUGAAGUUGACUACCGGGGCUAUGAGGUUACCGUUGAGAAUUUCUUACGGGUGUUAACAGGCCGACUUCCUCUCAGCACGCCCCGAUCCAAACGCCUGCUUUCGGAUGACAGGAGCAACAUUCUCAUCUACAUGACGGGACACGGUGGCAAUGGUUUCCUAAAAUUCCAGGAUUCCGAAGAAAUUACCAACAUUGAGCUCGCUGAUGCAUUUGAGCAGAUGUGGCAAAAGAGAAGGUACCAUGAGCUGCUUUUCAUCAUCGACACUUGCCAGGGGGCCUCCAUGUAUGAAAAAUUUUAUUCUCCUAACAUUCUGGCUCUGGCCAGCAGCCAGAUUGGGGAGGAUUCCCUUUCACACCAGCCAGAUCUCGCCAUUGGGGUCCAUCUGAUGGACAGAUACACUUAUUAUCUCCUGGAGUUUUUAGAAGACAUUCGCCCAGCCAGCCAGAAUAACAUGAACGACUUGUUCAAAGUUUGCCCCCCGAGCCUAUGUGUUUCUACUCCGGGGCACAGGACUGACCUAUUUCAGAGGAACCCCAACAGCGCUCUCAUUACAGAUUUCUUCGGCAGUGUGCGCAAGGUGGAAAUAACAAGCGAUAUCAUCCGACUGAUCCCGAAUGACACUGAAACCGAACCGAGCCACUUCCCAGAAAGCCAGGCGACUCCAGCACUGAAAUAUGUGGAUCAGCUUGCUGUGGCACAGAUCAUUCAUCAGAAACCAAAGCAAAAGGACUGGCAUCCCCCGGACGGAUUUAUCCUGGGCCUCUGGACACUGAUCCUCCUGGUCUUCUUCAAAAGCUAUGGACUGAAGCACCUCAAGCAUGUAUUCUGAUCGACAUUACUGAGCGGGCAAUGAGAGCGGCCGAUUCCUUGGCCCUCAAGGAUUUGAACACUAAAGCCUGUCAACGUGAUGCACUGCUGUAAAUUAUUUUUAAUUAAUAUUUUUGAGGGGUUUUUGGACUAUGGCUUGAAGGUUGAAAUAAUGGGAAAGGGGUGAGUUUGAGGGUGCAUUUAUGGGUUUAGAGUUGAGGUGAAGCUAAACUUGCGUGUAAAUGUCCGGAACUGACUGUAGGUUGAAGCAGAGUAAAACUCCCUUCUCCUGGGAGCCUUGCUCUAUUUAUCUUUGGUGUUAAGUCAAACCGUGACUCUGGAUUCAGGUUGCAUUUACAUCAUGAACUGCAGCAUUGGUGCAAAGCGAAAGAUGCCAAUGCAUGAAAACUACAUUUGUCCCAGCGAAGAUGGCCGAAGAAACAAAGCUUUGUCUAUAGGAUAUUCAGAAAUGAUUGUGAAAAUAAAAUAUGUUCUGAAAA
This is a messenger RNA of Carcharodon carcharias (great white shark), 1701 nucleotides long. It is a transcript of the gene pigk, whose product is annotated as phosphatidylinositol glycan anchor biosynthesis, class K. The coding region runs from base 30 to 1223 and encodes 397 amino acids. The transcript has 11 exons. Gene Ontology annotation, biological process: proteolysis; attachment of GPI anchor to protein; protein localization to cell surface. Gene Ontology annotation, cellular component: GPI-anchor transamidase complex. Lineage: Eukaryota; Metazoa; Chordata; Chondrichthyes; Lamniformes; Lamnidae. The record is from RefSeq and is a predicted model, not a curated record. Gene Ontology annotation, molecular function: GPI-anchor transamidase activity.